Messenger RNA from Racocetra persica, 467 nucleotides. Lineage: Eukaryota; Fungi; Glomeromycota; Glomeromycetes; Diversisporales; Gigasporaceae. The record is from the annotation of a GenBank genome assembly.
GAGAUUCGAUUGAAGGAAUAUAUGAAAGUUUAAAAGAUAUUGCCCUGAUAUCAAAGAAUUGUGGUGGGAUUGGAAUCGACGUUAGUGACAUCCGUGCAAAUGGUGAUUAUAUUAAAGGAUCUAGUGGAUAUUCUUCCGGUGUAUGUAGAAUACUUCGUGUUUAUAAUGAAACGGCCAAGUACGUUGACCAGGGAGGUAACAAACGUAAGAGAGUGAUUAUGGCAAACCUAGCGAUUUGGCACUAUGAUGUCGAGGAGUUUUUACGAAUCCGCCAUGAGUCACAGGUACCAGAGUUACGUACAACAGAUUUGAAUCACUGUAUUGCCAUUCCAGAUAUAUUUAUGGUACGCGUUCUAGAUGAUGAUUACUGGACCAUCUUUUCACCCAUAGAUGCAAAGUCAUUACUAGGAUAUGAACUAAACGGAUUAUAUGGUCAGAAAUUUGAUGAUGCAUAUAUUCGUUGUGAG